This is a messenger RNA of Prorocentrum cordatum, 984 nucleotides long. Lineage: Eukaryota; Dinophyceae; Prorocentrales; Prorocentraceae. The record is from the annotation of a GenBank genome assembly.
AUGAGCCCCACUGUGAUUGCACUCGCUUGCGCCCUCUUCGGGUCGCCCGUAUUCUCGUACAGGCCGUCGUCGUUUUUCGAUGAUGAGGGGAAGGUGCUCAAGGUGCACAGCCACAACUCGAGUAGCCCGACUCCAGGCCAUCCAGAGGGUGUGACAUUGUACUUGAAGAGUAUUCAGCCGGGUGACGCCCUCCUUAAGAGUCUCAGUGACUUCAUCUCCACGCCCACCUUCAAGGCUCAGCGGAUCGAGACGGGUGGCUUCGGUGAAAUAACUGUCCAGAUCCCGGGCAUGACUUGCUAUACGGACAGCUUUGGCUUCGUCUCCAUUGCAGGGAACCACUUUUUCCUUUACGUCAGGCGUGAUGGCUCGGAGGACAGUCUGUCGGGGAAGCUGUGGGCCAUCAAGGGCGUCAUGAAGGUCGUGUCAAAAGAGGAGGGGGCGGUGGUCCUCCACUUCCCGUCGAAGGUCGAGGUUGCGUGUCCCGAGAGCAGUCUGAUGUACCCCGGUCCUCAGGCUUAUUCUGCCAUGAGCCCCAUGGCCGACAGCUUUGCCUGGCGCCACGCUGGGCAGCUCGGUGCGGGUGACCACGGCGCCUUCGUCUACAAGACAAAGGCGGAGUGCUUCCGCUUGGACAUGGACGGCACGGGCACCAUGCCGUGCGCCGAGCGGGCGCCGUUUCGGGAUAUGUACAACGGCCCCCCGAAGCAGAAGAAGCGUGUCUUGGUCGUCAUCGACGUGCAGGGCGGGUACGAUGCCGCAAUCGUAGCGAACGCGUCAGGCAAAGGUGGGCUCACUUACAUCAAUCAGGAACACGACGUGGACCAAAGCUACGCGUUGGGCGCAUGGAACGCCAACCACACCAUGAAGCCUGUCACGAAGUUCGAGCCUGGCAAAAAAACAGAUUUCGUACAACAAGGGUUGGAACACUGGAUUGCCAACGGCUGUCAUCGGACCAGUGGUGAACCGCAUCAACGAAUUGGUUGA